This is a messenger RNA of Nelumbo nucifera (sacred lotus), 1763 nucleotides long. RefSeq lists its product as uncharacterized. Lineage: Eukaryota; Viridiplantae; Streptophyta; Magnoliopsida; Proteales; Nelumbonaceae. The record is from RefSeq and is a predicted model, not a curated record.
GUGAAUGGAAACAUCUCCCCUUUUAUAGUACUAUGUUCUCCUUCUCCGGGGCAGGAGAUGCGGAUUCAGCCCUGGGUCCAAAUUCCGAAGUACAGAAGUUGGGAACGGGCGGGAAAUCGGCCGAAGCCACUCCAACGGAGCGAGAGCGACCCUUUCCUUUCUUUGUUCUCUGAGCCUCCCUCUCGAGGAACUCUAACUCGAAUCCCAGAUAAUUAUGCGCCAAUGGACAUACAAAUCGCACGCUGGAUUGCUGAAUUUAUGAUUCUACAACCAAUCGACGAUAGUGUGGUGAACGCUCUUCUUUAUGUCCUUCCCCUGUCGGACAAUGAUCUCCGUCUCAAGAAGGCAAUACUUUUAAGGAGAAUCUCUUCAGAAGUAUCCAAUGGUUCCGUUUCGGAGAGGGUUCUUGAAUCRCUAGAAAGGAUUGAAGAGUUAGAGUAUAUGGAAGGAAAUUCCAUUCUGGAAUCGAUGAAGGAAGCUUAUUGCGCGGUAGCAGUUGAUUGUACAGUGAGGUUAUUGCGAGAGGGUCCGGACAAGCGUGCUGAUUAUUUUGAUUCAGUCAAGAGGACAUGGAAGGUCAGGAUAGGCGAAAUGAUUUCAGGAAAAACUGGGUUGGUUUCGGAACAAUUUAAAGAGGCGUUGGCACAGAUCGAGGCGGCAAAAUGGAGUGCCACCGGUUGUCAAAAUGUCUUAAACAAGGAUACGCGAAAUGAUGCUCUUAGACUGCUAAAAAUUUUUCUAAACGAGGCAAGAGAAGCGAUGAUCCCCUCUUUUCUGGAAUUCGCAGCUGAAAAGAUGAACGAGAUGGGAUUGGAAACGAACGAUUUUAGUAGUGUCUCAAUACCUGAUCAAGUUGGAUUGGGACAGAGAGCAGCGAGUUCAACUCUCAUCCCCGAGGGAGAUAAGAAUUCUGAAAUGCCUAUAAACAUACCUGCGGAAGAUGGCAAGAAAGUGAUGCUUCAUUCAUCGUCUAUUGCAAGAAUGGGUGUGGAUACUGCAUGUAAUAAAUAUGAUUGCUUGCCGACACCUGAAGUUAGCAAAAUACAAGAAGCUCUCAAGUCGAGUACUUCAGAUCUACAAACAUUGGUGAAAGACCCUCUUCUUGAUGCUUUACACAUUGCAGAAACUGUACUGUCAAACACUGCAAGAGAAAACAUGAAUCACAAACCUUCGGAAGAAAAUCAAGAUAAGGUAGAUGCUGCUGUAUCAAGCCAUGACAAUGAGGGCAUCGUAGAGGUUCAAGCAAAGAACAGUAAUAUUGGAAACGAGAGUUCUAGUAAUCAGAAUAUGCCAAGGCCUAGUUUGAUGGAACGGAAUAGUACUGCCCACACUUAUGAGUGGGAUGAUGUUCAGGACCGACCUGAAGGAUCAUCAAGUCAUUCAGAGAAACUUCACUUACCUAGUCCAAAGAAAAGGGCUGUUUCUCCCUUAAAGAAGUAUGAAACGAUGAAAUUUGCUAGGAGGAGGAAGACUAAGAGGUGGAGUUCAUUGGAAGAAGAAACUUUGAGAGCUGCUGUAGAAAAGUAUGGAAGAGGGAAUUGGAAGUUCAUUUUAAAUAGCUAUCGUGAUGUAUUUGAAGAGAGGACUGAGGUUGAUUUGAAGGACAAGUGGCGAAAUAUGACACGCUAGUAAUCUUUUCUGCUCCUUUUUGGAUUUUUACAUAAGAGCUGGAGUUCAAAGUAGUGAUCUGAAAUUCAGAACCGAAACUCCGGUGACGGUGACAACAAGUUUUUUCGCUGCAAACCUGACCAGACCACAGCAAG